AUGAUCCUACCAGGUCCGAUUGACGGUUUCUAUGUGUUUGUGGUGCGCCAAAAGUUUGCCUCAUUGGCACAGGAGGUUCUCAAGAACUUGGCUGCCUUCCUUAUCUCUCACCUGGAGCUCUGGCGGGAUCUGAAGCACCAGAGGAAGACAUGCCGCACUUGGCUCUGCUUGGAUCACUACAAUCGAACGGUUACCAAUGCUAUGACCUGGGAUCAAAGCCAACAUCGGGCACUCUCUGAGUAUGAGAGGGAUGUAGACUUGGACCAGCAAGUGGAAAAGGACAAUAAUGAGUGGUUUGAUAAGCUCCUUGCCGCCGAGAAGGCUUCUCCAGAAUUCAAGGGCACCAUCACCAUUGACAUUUCGAUGCCAGCUGCCAAGGAUAUGGACAAUGGUGCUACAGUAGGAAGCGCGGCCAAUAUGGCAGCACUAUUGGAGAAUAUGAAAGCGGAUGUCAACGACCUGCGCACGGAAUUAGAGACUGCAGCGGAGGAACUGGCUCAAGCUAAGGAUGCGGAGGCUGCCAACGAUGCUCGAAUCCUGGAAUUGGAGGCCAAAAUGGCAGAACAAGCAUCGGUCACAGGAAGCACCGCUCGUCCAGCCCCUCCUCCAGCAAAGCAACAUCAUCGGCUGACAGUGGGGUGCCCCCCGGCGGUGGUCCCUAGUAACCACCAACGGUCCCGUCACGCAAGGUUGCGGCGUUUGACGGAAGGCCGAGGUCAAAAUCUACGCAACCAAAACACACCCAGCCAGGUGGCCCACUCCUCGCUGGAUGCUUAUUUAAACUCUCUCCCUCCUGAUAACUACUUCGGCGAUGACUCACGCCAGAAGUCUCCUUGUGUUACCCUGGUCCUUUUUCAAAAUGUUCAGGGUCUUCCAUUUCCCAUGACACAUGAGAAACAAAAAGGGGUCUUCAAGUGUUGGACGGAUGAGAGAGUGGGCAUUGCAUUGCUGGCUGAAGUUAACCUUCAAUGGUCAGCAGAGUUUCCAACUCCCUCGGUGCAUCAAUGGGGCGGAUGUUCCGCUACAUUACUCAACAAGGUCGCGCGUCGGGCAAAGUCAGGCGGCAAAGAUGAGUCAGGGCUAGGUAGGUUCUCAUGGAUCAAGAUCCGGGGCAGGGACAUCCAACAACAGGAGUCUCCUACUGAUGGGCCCCCGGCUGGUGUCUCUGCAUAUCGUCCAAACCCGGAAGGUACCAAUGCGGGUAGUGUUUGGAACUACCAACGGAAUUACUGGUUGAGCAAGGGGGUGACUAUGGAUCCCCGUGACAAACUCACCCUGGAUUUGGUGGACCUGAUCCAAAAGUGGAAAGCGGAAGGAUGUGAGAUUCUCCUGGGGUUAGAUGCAAAUGAAGAUGUCUCCUACAACUCUCCCUCUUCCUUCCGCCAAGAGAUGAGGAUUGAAGGUCUGACAGAGGCUAUCUUACGCCGACAUCAGGGCCCUUACCCGGCGACAACCCAAAGUCGGCUGACGGAUACCCCCAUUGACGGUAUUUUCGUGACUGACGGUGUCCAUGUCACUGCAGGAGGAUACUUGGACUUUCGUUUGUGCCAAAAGAGAUGGAUAUCAAGCUUCAAGGUGAAGCCGAUUUCACAUCUACUCUUGAAGAUCCAAUCAAACUCUUGA
This is a messenger RNA of Cylindrotheca closterium, 1623 nucleotides long. Lineage: Eukaryota; Bacillariophyta; Bacillariophyceae; Bacillariales; Bacillariaceae. The record is from the annotation of a GenBank genome assembly.